AGCAGGCUGGCCGGCUGCGGUACCAUUCCACAACGCCUAUAAAUCCACAGCUUCUCCAAGAUUUUCUCAGUUCAGUCGAAUUGAAAAUCUCUGUGUUCCGAUCAAAAUCAGAGGCAGAGAAUUGUUCCGAUGAGGCAAGCGGGAGCGUAUUCCGGCGUGUUGUACUGGAAAACAGGGCCGCACUCGCUGCCGCUGGCGAGAAUCAAGAAGAUCAUGAAGAAGUCCGGCGAGGACGUGAAGAUGAUUUCCGGCGAGGCUCCGAUCGUGUUCUCCAAGGCGUGCGAGCUGUUCAUCGAAGAAUUGACGAGGAGAUCGUGGAUGGUCGCGAUGCAGAGCAAGAAGAGGAUGCUCCACAAAGAGGACGUCGCCUCCGCGAUCUUGGCCACCGAUCUUUUCGAUUUUCUGAUCGGUUUGAUUUUCCACGAAUCCGCCGGCGAGAUUGCCGAUGAAACAACUGUAUCCAUGCCAAUGGAGAUGAGUUUCAGAGAUUUGAGUGCUUAGAAAUUGCAAACUCGAUAUCUCUGAUCUCUGUCUUCCUCCGUAGCCAUUGCAGUUCAAUUCGUCUCUGUGACGGAAUAUGUAAAGUAUGAUUCUGAAACUUGUAAUUCGAUUUCUAGUAAUGAAUUUUCAUU
Molecule: messenger RNA, 632 nt
Organism: Momordica charantia (bitter melon)
Lineage: Eukaryota; Viridiplantae; Streptophyta; Magnoliopsida; Cucurbitales; Cucurbitaceae
Product: nuclear transcription factor Y subunit C-1
Biological process (GO): regulation of transcription by RNA polymerase II
Cellular component (GO): nucleus
Molecular function (GO): DNA-binding transcription factor activity, RNA polymerase II-specific; protein heterodimerization activity; RNA polymerase II cis-regulatory region sequence-specific DNA binding
Source: RefSeq, a predicted model, not a curated record